Orycteropus afer afer is the source of this 1857-nucleotide messenger RNA. The record is from RefSeq and is a predicted model, not a curated record. Lineage: Eukaryota; Metazoa; Chordata; Mammalia; Tubulidentata; Orycteropodidae.
AUGUCUGUGACCUUUGAGGAUGUGGCCGUGACCUUCACGCGGGAGGAGUGGGGGCAGCUGGACCUGGCUCAGAAGACCCUAUACAGGGAGGUGAUGCUAGAGACCUGCAGGUUCCUUGCCUCACUGGGGUGUUCUAUAACCAAACCAGAGCUGAUCUAUGAGCUGGAGCUGAGGCAGGAGCUGGGGGCUGUGAAGAAAGACCUGUCCCAGAGCACCUGUCCAGGUGAUAGUGAAAAGCUUGGGACAACAAAGCCUGUCACUUGUCACCCAGCCUUGCCUGAAGAAGUUUCACUCCAGGACCAGUUGAGGCAGGGAGCCUCAAGAAACUCCAGGCUGGAGCGAGCCAAGGAUCUGGAGGAGCUAUGGAACAUUCAAGAAGGGCACUUGAAGCCAAGGAUAGAGCCCCAGAAGGAGAAGAUGCUCCUUGGGAACCUAAGCCCUGAACACUACAGUAUGUGGACAGACGAAAAUGUGCCUUCAGGGGUUGUACAGAAGCAAGUCUCUCCAGGAGACAUUCUCCUUAAACCUGAUACAAGUGGACCAGUAAAAGAUCCUUCAGUUCAUGAAGAAAAAAAUCCCUAUAAAUGCACGGAAUGUGGGAAAGCAUUUAAUAAGAACUGCCUCCUUGUUCGACAUGAGCGGAUUCACUCUGGCAUGAAGCCCUAUGAAUGCACAGAGUGUGGGAAGACCUUUAGCAAGAGCACACACCUCCUUCAGCACCAUGUUAUUCACACUGGGGAGAAGCCCUAUGAGUGCAGAGAGUGUGGGAAGGCCUUCAACCGCAGGUCACACCUGACACGGCACCAGCGGAUUCAUACCGGCGAGAAGCCCUAUGAGUGUGGUGAAUGUGGGAAGGCCUUCACCCACCGCUCCACGUUUGUCUUGCAUAAGAGGAGCCACACUGGGGAAAAACCCUUUGUGUGCAAGGAGUGUGGGAAAGCCUUUCGUGACCGGCCGGGCUUCAUUCGACACUACAUCAUUCACACGGGCGAGAAGCCCUAUGAGUGCAUUGAAUGUGGGAAGGCAUUCAAUCGCAGGUCAUACCUCACAUGGCACCAGCAGAUCCACACUGGAGUGAAGCCCUUUGAAUGCAACGAGUGUGGGAAAGCUUUUUGUGAGAGUGCAGACCUCCUUCAACACUACGUCAUCCACACUGGGGAGAAGCCCUACAAAUGCAGCGAGUGUGGGAAGGCCUUUAGCCGUAGGGCACACCUCAAGCAGCACCAGCGGAUCCACACUGGGGAGAAGCCCUACACAUGCAGUGAGUGUGGGAAGGCCUUCACGCACUACUCCACCUUUGUCUUGCAUAAAAGAACCCAUACUGGAGAAAAACCAUUUGAGUGCAAAGAGUGUGGAAAAGCCUUCAGCGAUAGAGCAGACCUCAUUCGACACUACAGCAUCCACACUGGGGAGAAGCCCUAUGAGUGUGUGGAAUGCGGAAAGGCCUUCAACCGCAGGUCACACCUUAUGCGGCACCAGCAGAUCCACACAGGGGAGAAGCCCUAUGAGUGCAUCGAGUGCGGGAAAGCCUUCUGCCGGAGUACCAAUCUCAUCCGACAUGCCAUCAUCCACACUGGGGAGAAGCCCUAUGAGUGCACUGAAUGUGGGAAAGCCUUCAGCCGCAGCUCCUCCCUCACUCAGCAUCAAAGGAUUCAUACUAUGAAAAGUCCUGUCAGUGUGACAGAUGUGGAUAGACCUUUCACAAGUGGGCAAACGUCGCUCAACAUCCAGGAACUCCUACUGGAGAAGGAUUUUUUUAAUGUAACCAUGGAGGAUAAUCUUUGGCCAGAGGAAUCAUCUUAUUCAGCAUCUGAUUGCUCAUGCCAGAGGGAAAGGCCACAAGAGUCAACCAAAUGA